AUGGCCGCCACCACACAUUUCGGACAAGCCUCUUAUUCCUACGCCAACGAGCUUUCCCACAUGUCGGAUUCUCCAUCGAACAUCCCUUCUUUAACUCCUGCCAGUACGCUGGGUAGCAAUUACGACACAUCUUCUCCCUCACAUGACCACGCCUGCGAUGACGUAUUGGAAGACACGGUAUUUCCAGAGCUGAAGAACAACGAAGAGAGCGAUGUGCAAGAGCUCCAGAAGGAAGACCCGAUCGGAAUAGACAUGUGGAAAUUUUACCGGAAACAGUCCAACGUCCCGGAUGCUGAGCGCAUGCAAAACAUGACCUGGCGGAUGAUGGCCAUCAACUUACGAAAAGUACAACGAAAAAGAGAAUCAUCUCACGCGGCGGUGGGACGCGUCAGGGCUCCGGCUGCGGAGCACUGGUCGCCGACAACGGCGAGGCAACAGACCACGACCGUGUCCCAGACCAACACUCACCAACGGAGGAUCGCCAUUCCACGAAAAGGCAGCGUCGGAAAAGCAUUGUGGAUCGCACCACCCGGCGACACUAGGAUGGACGACGUCAAAUUCGAAGACCCCAGCAGUACCUACCAAUUCGACUUCACUCCGCCAGAACUCUCGCAAAAUAUGCCGCCCCCGGACCGCCCCAUGAACUUCCAAACGCCCUCCACGUACAGCCUCCUCAACGGCCCACGCGGCAAAAUCCAAGUUCCUGACGGAUUCAAGCAAGAGCCCGACGCCGCCUCCGGCACCCACACCCGGCAUGUGUCAUUGGGCGGUGCGGGGUACUCCGACAGCAGCAGUCCUUUCGGUAUUAAAUCCGACUUCACCAACUUACAGCCGACACCCGGCGGCAGCAACGUCACCCCAUGGGACCCGGGCUGGGCUGAAGAAGCGUUCGGCGGGCAGUCUCUGUACGAUACGCCGCCCGAGAUCAAAAAGGAGGAAAUCGACCUCUUCCCCGAGAAUUGGAUUGCUCACGACGCUGCGCAGCACGGGUUCGGGAGCCAGACGAGUGCGGUGCUGAAUCAGCAUGCGACUGCCCAGAGCUUGUCUCAGUGGCAGCAGUUUGAGGAUAGUCACUUUGCGGAGCUGUCGGGGCAGAAGACUCAGUUUGGAUCGCAGCCGGGCCAGUAUGGGCAGAUGUUUACGACGUCCGGAUUUGGCCUUGGAGAUUCGAAUAUCAACGCGCAGUCAUCGAUCGAACCUCAAGCGGGUUAUUGGGGGCAUGCAUCAAGUUCUGAAACAACGGGGAGGAAACGUCGGAAAGGAUUAUGA
This is a messenger RNA of Lasiodiplodia theobromae, 1269 nucleotides long. Its product is annotated as Nitrogen regulatory protein area. NCBI's taxonomy places the organism in Eukaryota, Fungi, Ascomycota, Dothideomycetes, Botryosphaeriales, Botryosphaeriaceae. The coding region runs from base 1 to 1269 and encodes 422 amino acids. The transcript is spliced from 2 exons. The record is from RefSeq and is a predicted model, not a curated record.